Molecule: messenger RNA, 7887 nt
Organism: Ostrea edulis (European flat oyster)
Lineage: Eukaryota; Metazoa; Mollusca; Bivalvia; Ostreida; Ostreidae
Product: interferon-induced very large GTPase 1-like
Exons: 5
Coding region: 327-7295 (2322 amino acids)
Molecular function (GO): GTP binding
Source: RefSeq, a predicted model, not a curated record
AGAACUGGUGAAGUUGAAGUCUAAACAGAUCGAAGUACUGUAAAUUUCCUUCAAACAAAUACUGAAAAGUAGUGCUGAAUGCUACAAGACAACGAUGCAAAUUCCGGUGACACAAUUCUUAAAAGAGCAAGUAUUCUAUCAAAUAUUCGUCAAGUGUACACCAUGACUUGUGAUGGUUUUCAUCACUCCGUAGUUUCUGUCUAUGUGGAUACAACUAAGUACAAACUGUCCCAGUUUCUUUAAGAGCCAAGGCUAAAUCUGUUUAAAGAUAAAGAUUUGCAAGUAACAAACAAAGGAUACAAAGGAUGUGAAAAGAACAACAAGAAAUGGCAGUAACACCACUAAACAGUGACUGUAAAGACAUUCAGGGCAGCUGUGAGUUUGUGGAAUUGAACAUUGAUUUACAAAAUCUUUGUCUUAGAGGAGUUUAUGUAACAAACAAUGUUAAGUGUUUUGAAAGAUGUAAGGGCAUAGUUGUAAAAAGCAAAACCAAUGCACUGCUUCCUUUAAAACAUGUUUCCGAACGCAAUGAAAUUGUGCAUUUUACAAAUGAAGAAGGUGCUGACAAAUUCAUGCAUAUUAUAGGCACAUUUGGGUAUAGUGCAGCUUUGCAAAAUCAUAGAUGCACUAUAGAAAAGAAUCAAACUGGUGAUCUACAUACAUUUUAUAAUAGAUCCUCAUUUUGUAUUAUAAAUAUCAGAGAAUGGACGCCCAAUAUAAAGGAUUUAUCUCUAUCACGCCUAGCUAUUCGAUCUUUACAAGAUAUUGACAAAAAGCUAAUGGGUAAAGAUGAAGAAAAAAAAUCAGCACAGGACGAUUGUAUAUCUUUCUUUAAAAUGUUCGGGACACACGUGUAUCUAGCAAACGUUACUGUAGGUGGGAUAUUUUCAAUUAGCGCCCAAACCGCAUUACAGAAAGAUGAUGAUGCAGAAUCGACAAAGGACUUAGUCCAACAAGUUCACAACAAAGCUAUUUCUGGUCAUUUAAUCAAAGAUACUAUGACAGAAAGUAGAGGAAUGAAAGAGAAUGAGGAAGAAAAGUCCAUAUUUAGAACGAAAAUUGGCAUCGCAUAUAAAAAAUUCGGAGGACCCCAAAUUACGCACGACUUCACAGAGUGGAAAUCAGAGUUAAUGGAAAAUCCAAAGACCUGGACUGUAAGUGACAUGGGGGAAAUUUCAUUCAAAAAUUGUAUUGGAAUCUGGUCUUUAGUGAAAAGGCAUAGAAGAUUUUUUUCUAACGCAGAAGAGUUGUCGUGUUGUUUAGCACAAGUUUGGAUGGAUCAUGUUGCUCAUGGAAUUGACUCUAAUCAUCUGUUGAGAUGCUCAUGGCAGAGCUUUGUUGAAUCUUUGCAGUCAAAAUUACCAAUACCCUCUUCAGUCAGUUUGUAUCUGGAAUCCUUAAGGCAUUUACUACAUUUUUUAGAAGAUAAUGUGACCCUAGUUGGAAAGCCAAUGGUUACCAAGGCGGUAAAUGUUUUUUCAGAGAAUUCCGUCCAGACGUUAUUCAAAGAAAGUGCAAAAUACAAAACGCCCAAACAUAUUUGCUUUCAAAUUCUCACUACCAAAUUAAAAAUUCUGCAAAUAGACAACGGGAAAUCAUCAGCGUUUGGUGCUUCAUGGAUUGCAUCAGACUAUUUCAUUCCUGGUAUGUUAUCACACAGAGAAUUGGAUAACGUUGGAGAGUUGUUGAGUUUAUUAGAAUCUGAGCUUUUACCGGGGAUUGCUGUUCUGCAAGAAUACAAUGAUGUUGAUCUCAAAAACGUACAAUCAUUAGCAAACACUGAACUAAAAGAAACUGUACAAAAUUUCUUCCAGAGUCUGAUAGAUAGAAAGAAAUACAGCGAUGCCCUGCUUCUUCUCGUCCUCUGCAUAUCCAUUGGGUAUCACUACAAGGGAGAAAAGGUUUCAGCAGAUAUCACAUCCGAACUUCUGGAAACUUUUAUAUCAUCAGCAAAAGGAGAAAUUUCUCUGGCUAAGAAGCACAAGAAUCGGGAAAGUCACGAAGCGUGGUUAUUGUUGAGAAUGAUUUUCAAACUCGACACAAAUUAUAGAAUGUAUGAUGAUUCCAUUGUACUUGCGGACGAAAUUAACACAUUUGUUUCCUUUCUGAAGGAAAAAGGUUUCAUAUUUCAUUCAACCAUAAAUAAUGCUAUCGAUUCAGAGCAGGGACAAGCUUUCGCCCAUAGAGUUAUUCAAUCAUUAGCAAAAAUAUCCAAAUUUCCUUGUGAGCUGUUUGAUGACGUAACUGUCAAAUCAAUAGAUUCUAAAACCACAGAAAGUUCUCCUAAUAACGGCAAAUAUGAUGCAUUUCAUUCUUUAAUAGAAACAUUUGGAAUGGAAAAGUUCUUUCCACAAAAACUUUCAACUGAAGAUGCUCUGAAGUUGAGUGAUGCCUUGGUGACUAGUCCAAAGACUCUGAAAGAUAUACCAUGGGCUAUAUUUCGGCAUGCCAUAGCCAUCAACUACAAUUUCAGGGAAAAAAUUAUGUCGGACUUUUUGAAAAAGUCAAAUACUGCCCAACCAAAGAGGGGGAAGCAGAAUUCAAAAAAGAGACACAACCCAAUGGAUGUUUUUCUUGCUCUUUGGCAUUGUUGCGAUCCAUUUCUGAAAAAAAUCCUUGCUUCAAAAAUCACCACCUGUCAACUUGCUCUGCCUUUCAUAUACGAGGAUAUAACAUCCAGAGAUCAACUAACUAUAUCACUUUGGCCAAUUCGUGAUAUAUUCAUUGACGACAGUCCGGAUUCUGUUUUGACCAAACCUCUAAAAACUGUUAGUUUUAUAAGGGUUGGAGAUUUGAAGUCAAUAUCGAAAUCAAGAAUAAUAAAUAAACUGAUCAGGGGAGAGAAUAAUGAACAUAGUACUUUUUACCACAGAGAUUGUGCCCUGGCAUCAAACAAACGAUUAGUUUCUAACGGACUCGUUGAAAUUACUUGGUAUGUACCUAAAGCAAACAAUGAUGAUGAUGAUGAUGAUGAUGAUGAAAAUUCUACUGAAAUAGGGGAAGAAUUGGACGGAAUAUCUCAACCAAUAUGCAUCUUGAAUAUGCGGGGAGAUGCAACAGGGUUUAGCACCCAGCUGUUAGCGUUACUCACACUUUCAGAUGUGGUAGUUGUCAUGUCUGAAUUUGAAAAUCUGAAAGACGAACAAUCUCUGAAAGUGCUAAAACAAGUACACAGCAGUGCAUCAGUUCCAAUAAUCAUGACAGACUUUCCAGAGAUAGAAGGAAACCUAGAGGAGGAAACGGAGGAGGAAAGUGAUGGGAAGGAGGAGGAAAAGGAAUGCGAAGAGGAAAAGGACGAAGAAGACAUAUCACCAGGAGAACAUUAUGGAGAAGAUUUACAUCAUUUUUACAAAGAACAAACGGGUUUAAAUCAUCCGAACACAUUAUUUCUUUCCACAUUGGAUAUGGGAAAGGCAUUAAAUGAAAGUGAUCUAAAAGACAGUUUGACUACGCAAAUUAUAUCAGCAUUAAGGCGAAUCAAAUUUCCUGAAAGCCUGGAGAGGAAGGCAAAGUCAUUGCCAACAUUCGUUGCAAUAGAUGAAGAUAAUGCAAACUCAAAACACGGGUGGAAUUUAAGUGAAACAGUUUUUGCAGAUGUUGAAUUCUCAGCAAAUAUGACGCUUCGGAAACCAAUAAAAGACAUAGUCCUUCCAUUACAGGGAGAGCAUAUAUGGCACGCAUGGUGUUUGGAAGAAAAACAGUCUUUUCGUUCAGGAAAAAACAGUGUUUUAGAAAACACACAUCAUAAAAAUGUGAUGAAGACUCUAAGACUGUGGCAGGUAAUGUAUGGUCUGGAGACUCAAAAUACAAUUGUGAAAUUUGUAAAUGUUUUGGCAAAUCAUAUCGAUGAUGAACGAACCAUUACGUAUUUUCUGCAAUAUAUGAAAUUCCACAUGGACUGUCAAUCCCGACAUGUCAUCCCUAAGCUUUCCAACGAUCUCUAUAAAGCUUUCAGAAAAUAUGAAACUUUGAGAUCACAAAGUGGCAUCGACAAAAAUAAGAUAGAAACAUUGAAGUCUCAAAUUAAGAGCGCGGAGGAAAAUCUGGCUAAGGCUUCGUUCGGUUUAGAGCAUUUUUUCCGAGAAAUGGGACAAUUUUAUGAGUCAUUCAUGUAUUGCAGUGAAGUAAUGUUCAUUCAAGUAUCGAGUAAAACAAAAAUUGUCAUACAGAAAAUGCCAGAAAUUGCUGCUAAACUUCUUUCCUGGGGUCAUCCACUCGAGAUCAUGGACGGAGAUGCGGCGUCGGUUCCAGAAUCUUGGAUUAAAGCUGUAUUCAAGGAGAUAAAAUCGAUCAUUGGAGAAAAUAAAACAUUGUAUGUUAUUUCAGUUUUGGGAAUUCAAAGUUCUGGCAAAUCAACUCUGUUGAACACAAUGUUUGGUCUACAAUUUUCUGUUAGUGCUGGAAGAUGCACACGUGGAAUAUAUGCGCAACUUAUCCCUGUUGACAAGUCACAAUCUAGUCUAAAGUUUGAUUAUGCUUUGGUUAUAGAUACAGAAGGAUUAAGAGCUCCAGAGUUAGCAGGUGAGAAGUAUAAUCAUGAUAACGAGCUUGCAACGCUUGUCAUAGGCCUAGCAGAUGUUGCGCUGGUCAAUAUAAAGGGUGAGACUAUAGCUGACAUGCAAGAUGUGCUUCAAAUUGUAGUUCAUGCCUUGAUAAGGCUAAAGAAUGCAAAUGAGGAUCUGAAAAUCAAGCAAUCGUGCGUUUUUGUUCAUCAAAAUGUGUCGGCGUCCAAUGCAGGAAAAAGCACUUUUCAAGGUAGUCAGAAGGUUACAUCAGUCUUGGACGAAAUGACAAAACAUAUUGCUGAGCAGGAAAAGAUGGCAAAUAUCACGCGUUUCACUGAUGUUAUAUCUUUUAAUCCUGUUGAAAAUGUUAUACACGUGCCAGAUUUAUGGCAAGGCAUUCCUCCAAUGGCUCCUGCAAGUCCUGAAUAUAGCAAGAAGGUUGUUCAAGUCGCUAAAUGCAUUCUAGGUAACAUUUGUGAAAAUAAAACAUGCUUUCUCAAUACUGAGAACACAAGUCUUCACGUACACAAUCUUUGGAGAGGAAUUCUUUCAGAAGACUUUGUAUUCAGCUUUAGAAAUGCUUUGGAAGUGAAAGCAUUUACAUCGUUGGAAAUGAAAUUUCAGAACUUUGUUUGGACUUUAGAAGAAUUAAAGUUGCAAUUUCUUCAAAAGCCAUUAGUUCGGAUAGGAUGCAGCGAAACAUCAGGAAAGCUUCAACGUACCAUCACAGAUAUUAGAGCCAGUUUUCAUGAAAGCCUUCUGGAAAAAACAGAUGAAUGUGACAAAGAACUUCAAAAGUUUUUUGAUACAUCUGAUUUAAGUAAUUACAUGAUACACUGGCGAGCACGCAAAACAGAAGAACUUAGAGCUAUUUCAAAGAAAAUAGAAACUGAAAUAGAUACGAAAAUUGAAAGUGAAAAGGGGAAAUGUGAAGCACUUUUUCAAAGCAAUGAGAAAUUGUCAUCAGUCAAAAAAAAGGUAGCCAGCAAGGCAAGUGGGUUUGCAAAGUCGGCAAAAAAUAUGACAGAUAAAAUGAGCCAGACAGACGUGAAAACCAAAUUUGAGAUUCUAUGGAAAGAAUGGCUCGAUGAUCUCGCUCCUGAAGUUUCCCAGGACACUAUUCAGGAUAAAAUAAGAGAAAUGAAAACGCAGAUCAACAAUGAAAUAAGGAAGAAAUUCUCUUAUCAAAAUGCUCUAUAUUCGAAAAUAUCAGACAGGAAAUUUUUAUCCGCAAAAUACGUGCCUAAGCUUAAGGGCUGCAUCAAGGUAACCGACAUAGAUGAAAAAGACAUCGAAGUGGCUGGUAUGAUAUAUAAAAUGAAAAAAAUGUUUGGCAAGUACCUUCCGGCCAUGAGAAAGGAAUUUCUUUCACUUAAUGACUAUUACAAGAAAGCAAAGGACAUGCUUGAUUUAAUUUUUACUCAGAUAGAGAAAUAUAUGACAACACAGAGAGAAGACGUAGAAUACAACUCGGCUCAAUUUAUUCAAGUUUUGAAGUAUAUAACAGAUGGUUUUCAUGAACAUAAUCAGAAAAGUGGUGAUCAUGAAUUCAUGGUAACAACAACACUGGAGAUUAAGACAGUACAAAUGGUACAGAUGUAUGCAAUCAAUCACUUUGAGUGGCAUAUAACGAAAUAUGAGACUGACAAUAGUUUGAGAUCAAAGAUGGCAAAAUGUAAAAAUGAAAUGGAAUCCUUGUUUGUGGGAAUGUACUUUCAAACAGCGAAUGAAGAGAUAGCAACAUCGAUCAUAUCUGAACAUCUAGAAAAUGCUCUCAAUACAAAACUGCUUAAAGACCUAUCUCACGAAAUAUGGAAGAAAGUAACCAGUGACUUUGGAAAUCGAAAGGAACCUCUCAUAAAAAAAGUUCUUACAGAUUUGGCGGAAAAACAUAAUUUUGAUGAUUACAUCCGCUACAUUAAACACCCAAAAUUUCACGUGCAGUUAUGGAUAGAAAAAUACACUAGCGAUAUCUUCGGUAAAAAAAACGAACAAAACAUUUCAGAAUUUCAGUGCUGUAUUGAGACAAAUUUAGAAAUAUCAUGCAAUACUAUACAAACGUGCGCCACGGCUGCAGGGACUGAAAGGGCAGGAAAACCCGAUAAAACACCUUGGAAGCAUUGGAUUGACUGUUUCAAAGACAAGCUUAAUACGGAAGGCUUCCACCUAUCUAAGGAUUCCUUUGAAACGCUUUUUGAACUAGAAGUGAAAAAUUUUGAAAAUCUUUUCAAAAACAUUAAGAUACAAUUGAACACAUGUGGAAAGUCCUUAUUGGCUAAAUUUAAAGGUGUGGAUGUAUCAAGUAUAAAUUGGAGGGACACUGAUCCUUAUCAAAAAAUAAUGAAGAGUCUUUGGAGUUGUGAUGAAAAUUGCCCAUGGUGUUAUGAGCCAUGCGUCGUGUCAUCAGAUAAAGAUAGGCAUUUCUGCAAACAACAUAGACCAAGUGGUAUAGCAGGAUUUCAUUGGAAAGUGACUGGGAAAUUAGUGAUCGAAUCUUGUGACUUUCAGGUUCAGGGUGACACAACGACGUCUUGUGGCAGCUGGUGCAAAUGUAAACAAAAAACUGACGAAAACCAUCCUUGUAAAGAAUAUAAAAAACAUAUGAAGGAACCAUGGGAUAUAUCUGGUUCUCCAGACAUGUCAUCUUCAAAAUACUGGAACUGGGUUUUCAGAGAAUUUGAAAAGGAUUUUGUGAAAUAUUACCAUGCUAAACCGCUAGAUUUUCCAGAAUCAGAUGCUUUCAAAGUUGAUAAAGAUAAAGCCAUAGAAAGUCUUAGUAUGUACGCAUAAAGUUCGAAUAUGUUCAGGAGAGAAAAUAGAACGAACACUAGUUUAUCUCAUAUCUGAUCAACAUAAUUUUAUAAAUAUCUUUUUCAAGAGAAUUUAAUAGAGAUGGCCAUAAAGAUUAAUAUCGUGCUCUGCUGAUAUUUUAAAUUGCUUUACAAGUAGAACUAUUGAUAGAAUCACAAACAUAUUCCCUUUAAUCCGUUUUUGGUCGGUUUCUACUUUUUGGUUUUUGGAGAGGUUUGCAGGAACUUGUAACUAAUCCCUUUGUAUAUCUAUACAAUAUAAUAAGUUCAAAUCAAAUCAUUUUCCUAUUUUGACACUUUUACACCAUAAAACCAUAAAACCGAUUUGAACAAUGUAUAUAUACCUUCUUUAUUACUGUACUCUGUUGACUCUUCUUAAUGUAUUCACAUAUUAUCAUGUUUAAUGUAUUGUUGAGCCUCCGAUUUGUAAUUUAAGCCUCAUGAAUGUAAAGUCAUAUAGCAUAACUGCCACUAACAAUUGCACAAGGAUAAUUCGGGUGUUUGUUUUUCUGUUUUUGGUUAUAAAUCUACAAGAUUUUCCUGUUAUCAAGAUUAGCAUGUAUUGAUCAUUA